This is a messenger RNA of Labrus bergylta (ballan wrasse), 1939 nucleotides long. It is a transcript of the gene anks4b, whose product is annotated as ankyrin repeat and sterile alpha motif domain containing 4B. NCBI's taxonomy places the organism in Eukaryota, Metazoa, Chordata, Actinopteri, Labriformes, Labridae. Gene Ontology annotation, molecular function: protein binding. The record is from RefSeq and is a predicted model, not a curated record.
CCGCCCAGUGAUCACUUUGUUUGCUCGGAUCGGCGGUCUGUGAUUCUGGUGUAAGAAGGGAGGAAAAAGUGGAGGAAAGAGACAGAUUUGUUUGGCCUUUUUCUGUUUUUUUUUUUUCUUUGAGGAGAUGUCUCGGUACCACAAAGCGGCAAUUGAUGGAUACUUGGACCUCUUAAAGGAGGCCACAAGGAAGGACCUGAACACUGCAGAUGAGGAUGGCAUGACUCCCACUUUACUGGCUGCUUUCCAUGGACAUGUCGAUGCUCUUCAGCUCAUAUGCAGCAGAGAAGGAGACCCCAACAGGAGUGACAUCUGGGGAAACACACCGCUUCACCUUGCAGCAGGCAACGGCCACAUGCACAUCCUCAGCUUUCUGGUCAACUUCGGUGCCAAUCUGUUUGCUCUGGACAAUGAAUUCCACACGGCCAUGGAUGUGGCUGCCUCCCGUGACCGCAUGGACUGUGUGCGCUUCCUGGACGCCUCUGCCUCACAGCAGACCAACCAGAAUCCAAAGAAGGUGGCCACCCUAAAGAAGGAGGCCACCAAAGAAGCAGAGAAGCGUGUGAAACUCUGCGAGAAGGUGAAAAAGAGGCACCAGAGCAAGAUGGAUAAACUCCAACGAGGAGCAGGAAAUACUGGGUCUGUUUCAGAGGCCAGCAUGGCAUCAGGGUUCUCAAACGGUGGCAACAUAAACAGCGUCAAUGAGCAGUUCUCCAAGCUUAUAGCUGCUGAUAAGUCUGGCUCUCUUACAGCCAGGGUUAAAGGCACACUGCAGAAGAAGAUGGGGAAGAAAGAUAAAGGCACCCUGCAGAGAUCAGGAGGAGACGGAAAUGUCAUUUUCCUCAAACAGGAGGGGGGAGCCUCUGAAAACCCAGAGUUUCUGGAUGUCUUCAAUGAGCAGGAAGAGGACAUGAUGGGUGGCGAAGGAAUGACAGACUUUGAAGACUAUGAUGACAACGAAGAAUCUGGCCAAGUCAAACAGUCCAUCUUCAACCGGCCAGGACUCGGAGGUCUGAUUUUUAUGAAGAAGAUGGGGCUGGAGUCAGACGACAUCCCUGGUGGAACCAAUGAAAAUCUUGGUUUCCUCGUUCAGAACGAGUUAUUCGAUGCAGAAGAAGAUACCACUGGCCUAGGUGGGAAUGAUGAUGCCGAGCUGCCCUGGGACCAAGAAGAUCUGGGACUGGAUGAUGAUGAAGAUGAGGAAACCUCUCCUUUGGAUGCAUUCUUGUCGUCCAUCUCGUUGCCAGAGUUUGCUCCUGCAUUCAGCAAAGAGCACCUGGACCUGGAGGCGCUGAUGCUCUGCUCCGAUGAUGACCUGAAAGGCAUUCGCAUCCAGCUGGGACCAAGGAAGAAGAUCUUGGAGGCUGCCGCUCACAGGAAGCGCGCUCUUGAAAACCCUGGCAUAAUGAAGGACAGCUGCUUAUAAUCUGAAAAACAUGAACAGAUAUUGAUGAUCAUAGAACUUAAAAACGAGUGUAUGCCUUUUGUAAAAACAGCCAAUAGAUUGAUAUUCUGUUGAAGAUAAUUUUGCAAAGUCUUUCUUCGCAAAUAAUGACCACAAUUUGUCAUAAUCAUACAUAUAGAUGGAAUGAGAUUCUGCUUGGCUCUGUUUAUACUAUCUUUGUUAUAAUCGAUUAAAAAUUGAGUUUCAGUUUCAAGGGCUAAAAUAUCAACAACAGACUCCACACGUUUAGUUUAAAAAAGAUUUAAAUAUAUAUAUAUAUAAUCCAGAAGACAAAAGAGUGACUUGUGGCCUCUAACUUGAUUUUAAAUUGACAAAAUUAACAUGUAAAUAAAACAUGUACAGAACUGGUGACCGUCUCUCCAUAAAUUAGCUUACAGGAUCUUUAUGUUUAUGUUUUAUGUUUAUUUAAACUUCUUGGACUGUUUUCAACAUAAUUGUUAAAUAAAUCCAAUAAAUAUAUUGUCUACAAAAUGA